AUGAAUUUCUAUAAUCAUCGCAAUUCAGGUCCAAAGACAACAAAAUAUAUAGCCAACGAUAAUAAUAAGGAGUGGCGGAAAGAUACAUCGGAAAAAUGUUCCGAGACAAUACAACAAGCAGCAACAAGUGACGAAAGAGAUUCAUCCGCACUUUCUGUUAUAGUCAACUAUAGUGACUUGGCAUUGACAAGAUAUGGAACGAGGCAAUGCGAAAAUAACGGUCCCACAAGGGGUGAAGGUGCAGUGGUUGGAUUACUGAUUGGUGUUCAACGAAGUUGUUCAUUCCGUAUAAAGAGGUCUUACCUGUCAUUUUGUAGCGGUUUGAAAUUAUUCCCAUGGGAACAGAGAGUGGCAAUUGUUUUUUCGUUGCCAUCAUAA
Molecule: messenger RNA, 378 nt
Organism: Loa loa (African eye worm)
Lineage: Eukaryota; Metazoa; Nematoda; Chromadorea; Rhabditida; Onchocercidae
Exons: 3
Coding region: 1-378 (125 amino acids)
Source: RefSeq, a predicted model, not a curated record